AUGUGCCCAGAACACCAGCGUCACCACAGCAGCAACUACAGCUACGGCCCAGCCUCCUGGGAAGCCACCAAGGCUGGUGAUGGCCUGGCGCCUGGGGGCCCUGCCAUACAUAUGGCUUCUUAUGGCCCAGAGCCAUGCACUGACAAUUCUGACUCGCUCAUUGCCAAGAUCAACCAACGUCUAGACAUGAUGUCCAAGGAAGGAGGCAGGGGUGGGAGCAGCACCGGUGGGGAGGGCAUGCAGGACCGGGAGAGUUCCUUCCGCUUCCAGUCAUUUGACUCCUACGACUCCAGGCCUUGUCUGCCUGAGCACAAUCCCUACCGUCCCAGCUAUAGCUACAACUAUGACUUUGACCUGGGACCUGACCGCAAUGGUGGCUUUGGCAGUCAGUACAGUGACUGUCGACCUGCCCGGGAGCCCCGCUCACUCGAUGGCUUCAUGCGGGGCCGGGAUCAGGGCCGCUUUCAGGACCGGAGCAACGCUGGCACCUUUAUGCGCACUGACCCCUUCAUGACAUCAGCGGCCUCCUCCCAACCACUGUCUGCUCCCUGGACAGAAAUGAACUACGUGGGUGGACGGGGCCUGGGAGGCCCCUCUCCCAGCAGGCCCCCACCUUCCCUCUUCUCCCAGUCCAUGGCCCCCCAGUCCAUGGCCCCCAACUAUGGAGUGAUGGGCAUGCAGGGGGCUGGAGGUUAUGACAACUCCGUGCCCUACAGAUGUGGCCAGUCACAGACCCGGAUGAGGGAUCGGCCCAGGUGGAGAGGGUUUGACCGCUGCGGCCCAGAUGGCAUGGGCAGGAAACGGAAGCAGUUGCAAAUCUAUGAUGAGCCGGAUGCCAAACAGGCCCGGGCUGACAGCGAAGGAGAUUUUUCCGAAAAUGAUGAUGGAGCUGGUGACUUCCGGUCAGGAGAUGAAGAAUUCAGGGGAACCACUGACCUGUUUCUUCUUGGCCAGGGUGAAGACCCUUUCACCAAUGAAGCCGUUGAUCCAGAAAUCGAAGGAGUUGACAAUUUAGGGGGUGAUGAUAAGGAAGAGACACCUGAGGAGGUGGCCGAAGAAGUGUUAGCUGAGGUGAUUACAGCAGCAGUGAAGGCAGUAGAGGGGGAAGGAGUGCCCACUCCAAAAAGUAUUGAAACACUGGCUGAAGGGGAAAGCCCCGUGGACACUGCAGAGGCUACCAGUGGUCCCCAUCCUGAACAGCCGCUGGAAGCAGACACACACUGUGGAAUGGCAUCCGGGAAGGGGAACGCUGAAGCAGAGGCCGCAAGUGAGGAGGCCCAGGCUGGAAAUAAGGCUGCAGAGGCUGAAGGCGAAGCAGAGGCAGAAGGCACUGUAACCAUCACUGUUCCGGCCCCAGCUGCCACAGAAGCUGAAGUGGAACAAACUGAUGCAGAGUCCAAAGACGUUACUCCCACAGAGUGAUCCUCCUCUCCCUGUUUCAAGGGAUGUGUUAUAUGAUGCGUUGAUCUUUCUUCUUUGAUUUGUAAGUAGUACUAGGGUGUGUGUUACUGGAAUAUGCUGAAAACAUUUUGGUGAAGAGACCCAGCUAUUUCCUUCAGAAAAACGUACCUCAUGGGCUUGUCUUAGAGCUGUGUGGCUUUCCGCCUUGGUUUGGAAGCUACAGAAGUACAUUCCCCCAAGCAGCUGUGACCUUCCUAUACUGCAGUUGGAAUAAUAAGAGUUGGGCAAUUAGAUUUUGAUACUUUGCUUGUUAAGAAUGCCCUUCCUUUAUUAUUAUUUUGUCUGGGAGCAGCUCAUUAUUACUAGGAUAUAUCUUACUUUUUUUAAGUUUAAAAAUUUGCUUUGGCUUUAGUUUUGACCUCUGUGUUUAUAGCUCACUGAAUGGGGCAUGAUUCUCACAAGAUGUAGCAGAAUCUUGUUAAUGUGAUGCUGGUCCUGUCACAUCAGUGAACUCUGACAACUGCACCACUGGAAGCACACCCAGUGGCCCCUUAAGACAGGACACUUUGCCUAGGGCAUUGUUUCCCAAUCUUUAAUCCUUGGAGAAUUACCUUCAGAAUUGAUCUCAUGUGUUCCACCUCUGCAUUACUUCAGGGUUUUUUCUUUCAAUCAAGUUACUUCCUCUUAAAUAUAUUUAAAAAGAAAACUUGAUGUCCCUCCCAUGAAUGGAAAACCAAUAUAAAUUGCCACAGAUAAGAUGCUAUCUGUAAAAAAUGAAUAAAAUAAAGUAAACAUUUCAUUUUAAAUACUCUUCCUUUGGAGGUUCCCGAGUCUGAGAAAGGAAAGGCAGCAUGUGUUAAAGUGUAGCAAGCACUGGUUACAUGUUCAUAUAACCAAAAGAAUUGGAAGAGACCUACCUUUGAAAUGAUAUUGCUGGGUCUACGUCCCUGUAAACUUUUGAACUGUCACAUUUGAGGACACAUUGGCCAGUGGGAAAUUAUUUUAAAAGGUAAUAAAAAUAUUUGAUGAGCAUCUACUGUGUACCAGGUGCUAAUUCAUGAUAAAAAUAAGAUAUGAGCACUGCUCUCAAGGAGCCUUACUAGAGAUGUGAGAUGAAUAUUUAUGAAAAAGUCUAUAUUAGAACUUAAUAAACUGUUCAGUAAGCAAGAAAA
This is a messenger RNA of Myotis lucifugus (little brown bat), 2573 nucleotides long. It is a transcript of the gene AKAP8, whose product is annotated as A-kinase anchoring protein 8. Gene Ontology annotation, molecular function: protein kinase A regulatory subunit binding; DNA binding. The record is from RefSeq and is a predicted model, not a curated record. Lineage: Eukaryota; Metazoa; Chordata; Mammalia; Chiroptera; Vespertilionidae. Gene Ontology annotation, cellular component: nuclear matrix; nucleus.